AUGAAGAUUUCCAAUAGCAAAUGCGCCAUUGCCCUUUUGGUGGCGACAACCUCGUCGUCCUGUGAAGGUUUCCUGCAGCCACUUUCCCUGUCGACGCGCAAAUCGUCGCCUACUUCAACUUCGUAUCUGCAAUAUAAUACGAAGGAAAGCAACGACGAUGAUAUCGUCAAGGCUGCCAUCAACGAAGAGGAAGUCACACGACAGUUCUUGGAAGAUCCUGUAGUCAUGAUUCCAGAAGAGGACGAACGAGGAGGAGUCGACACUCCGCCUGCUUUCUUCACCAAGGUUGCCACUACCGACAAGAAAAAGAACAACAAGAACAAGAACAACACGAACCAAGUCAAGAUUGCUGAAAUCAAGAUCGAGGAAGGCAAUAUUGAUAUUGUUGCUGAAGAAAAGAAGGAAUCAGCGGAUGAUAAGAAUCAGGGUGCCGAACAGGCGUCAGCUGAAAUUGAAGCAGAAGCCGUCGCGAAGCUUGCCGCCAAAAAGGAGGCUUCUAAAAUCAAGGCUGCUGCUGAAGAGGAGGAAGAAGAAGAAGCUGCAAGAAUUGCCGCAGAACUCAAGGCUGCCGAAGAGGCUGAAGCUGCUAGAAUCGCUGCGGAAGAAGAAGCUGAACGCAUCGCUGCGGAACUCAAGGCCGCUGAAGAAGCGGAAGCUAUUCGUAUUGCCGAGGAAGAAAAGGCAGCCGAAGAAGCCGAAGCUGCACGCAUUGCCGCGGAAGAGGCUGAAGCUGCUAGAAUCGCUGCGGAAGAAGAAGCCGAACGCAUCGCUGCGGAACUCAAGGCUGCGGAAGAAGCCGAAGCUGCCAGACUAGCCGAGGAAGAAGCCGAGCGUAUCGCUGCUGAACUUAAGGCCGCUGGAGAUGACGAAGCUACUCGUAUCGCCGCUGAGAAAAAGGCAGAGGAAGAAGCGGAAGCUGCACGUAUCGAGGCUGAGACUGCCAGAAUCGCUGCCGAAGAAGAGGCGGAACGAAUCGCUGCGGAACUCAAGGCUGCAGAAGAAGCCGAAAUUGCUCGUAUUGAAGCCGAAGAAAAGGCAGCCGAAAUCGCUGAGGCGACACGCAUUGCCACGGAAGAGGCCGAGAUUCACAGAAUGGAAGCGGAAGAGGAAGCCGAACGCAUUGCUGCCGAACUCAAGGCUGCUGAAGAGGCCGAGGCUGCUAGACUAGCCGAAGCCAAGGAGGCUGCCGAAAAGGAGGCUGCUCGAAUCUUGGAGAAGACAAAAGAAGAAGAGGAGCAAGCAAAGGUUUUGAAAAUCAAGGCCGAAGCAGAAGAAGCUGCUGCACCCGUAGCAGAAGAAGCAGUGGCUGAAGAACAAGAAACUACUACUACUACUGCUAGUAAUGAAGAAGAAGAAGAAAAAGAAGCUGCUCCUGCUGCGGAAGAACCCGUAACUCCUGGUGGCAAGGUCAUCGUUGGUGGUGUCUUUGCCCGAGCCCCCCGAUCGCCCUAUGCCACAUCCGGCAGCUGGUGGGAUGAUCCACGGGGUGGACUCCUUCACAGUGGUGGUGGCAGUACCAGUUAUGGAAGAGCUGACAAUGCGGGAUGGGGGACGAAUUCUACUGGUGCUCCCUAUGAUAGAGAACCAGGAAGCAACUGGUACGAUGGAACGCGGUAA
Molecule: messenger RNA, 1617 nt
Organism: Cylindrotheca closterium
Lineage: Eukaryota; Bacillariophyta; Bacillariophyceae; Bacillariales; Bacillariaceae
Source: the annotation of a GenBank genome assembly